Caretta caretta (loggerhead turtle) is the source of this 4042-nucleotide messenger RNA. It is a transcript of the gene SIGMAR1, whose product is annotated as sigma non-opioid intracellular receptor 1. The record is from RefSeq and is a predicted model, not a curated record. Gene Ontology annotation, cellular component: endoplasmic reticulum. NCBI's taxonomy places the organism in Eukaryota, Metazoa, Chordata, Testudines, Cheloniidae.
CCCGGCGAGGCUCGGCGCGCGCCGCGGCGGUUUGCGGCGAGGGGCGCGCGGGAUGCGGGCGCUGGGGUCGCGGGCGCUGCGGGCCGGGCUGGCGCUGCUGGGCCUGGCGCUGCUGGCCCAGGGGCUGCGGAGCUGGGUCGCCUCCCGCCCCUUCGAGUUCCGGCCCGAGGAGAUCGCGGCGCUCGGGCGGCACCACGCGGGGUUGGAUCAUGAGCAGGCCUUCUCCAAGAUCAUUGUGGAGCUGCGGAAGAAGCACCCAGGCCACAUCCUGCCGGACGAGGACCUGAAGUGGGUGUUUGUCAACGCAGGCGGGUGGAUGGGCUCCAUGUGCCUGCUCCAUGCCUCGCUCACUGAGUAUGUGCUGCUCUUUGGGACGGCCAUCGACACCGGGGGGCACUCGGGUCGGUACUGGGCUGACAUCUCCGACACCAUCAUCUCGGGGACCUUCAGGCAGUGGAAGGAGGGGACGACCAGAAGUGAAAUCUAUUACCCAGGGGACACCAUAGUGCACCAAUCUGGAGAGGCCACAGCUGUCCAGUGGAGCGCUGGCACCUGGAUGGUGGAGUAUGGCCGUGGCUUCAUCCCCUCCACGCUCAUGUUCGCCUUGGCCGACACCAUCUUCAGCACUCAGGACUUCGGCACCCUCUUCUGCACCCUCCGGGUUUAUGCCAAAGCCUUACUUCUGGAAGCCAGUGCCUAUUUCAGCCACCUGACCCAGUGAGACCACCCUCCCCAAACACCAGCACGGCGUUACAGGAAGGGGCAUCCUUUUCCCAUCCCCCACCAUCAUGCAGAUCUUACCAGAAAGGCAACGAGCAAGAGCACCUCUGCCCCUUCCCCCCUGCACACGCAGGUGUGCCAGGUAGGCUGACCAUUAGCUGUGUCGUCCGCCUGCCGCAGUGAGCACUCAGCCGGGUGAGAAACAGGCAAUAACAGAUAAACCUAGAUCGCUAUUUUUUUAAUAUCCAAAUGUUCCUCUAUAUUUCUGUAACUAGACUGCAGCGACUGAGCUGCUGCCCACAUCUGUGUGUGUCCAUCCCCUCUGUCUGCAGCUGUGUCUCGUGUGCUUUGAAAACAGGGGGGCCUACGAAAAUCCAGUCAUGGGGGUGUGUGUGACAUGGAUCAUCCUGUGCAUACACACUCUGGACAUGAGAGAAACCAUGCCCAGCGUGUGUCUACAUAGACUAGGGCCAACUGCUGAGCUCACUCGUCCCCAGCUGAACCCGGAGUAACUGCAGUGGAGUAAAUGGGGUUCAGCUAGUGUGAAUCUGGUGUCUAGCCUUGGAGGUAAUAUACAGCAGGGUGGGUCUGACUUCCAGACGCUGUCUGGGUAAAGUACAGAUUGUAUAUUAGCCACUUCCCAUCUCUGUUUCUCAGUGGACAGCGUCUGGUGUAAAGUACCUGUAGAUGUGCUCUGUGUGGUACUUCAUGCACUCAGUAUAGAUUACGUAGGAUACCCGUGUGUAUCCUGUAAUCUGCCUCGUCUUCUAUUUACUGUUUCUACUAUAGAAUCUGUCUGAUUUAGAGUUCGCUCCUGGGGGUGCUCUAAUACCCAGUGUCACUAGAUGGCAUGUUCCGUUAGACACUAGCAUCAAGUACCAUCUGCAGGAACAUGCUGUGCUCCGUGUUGAAAGGCCUGUGGUUUGUGCGCCUCAUGCAGUCUGCGUCACCCUGCCCUUGUGUCCUGUUUUGUGUAUGUACAAUCUGCCUCUUUUGCAAGGCUCUGAUGCGGGGAGAUUAGGGAGGAAGGCCAGAGACUGGAGCAGGGGCCCUUUCCAUGGUGCACAUUCUGCAGAGGCCCUGUUAUUGUUUGUUCCUAUGAUGGGGAGAGCCACCAUCCAUCGCCUUAACAGACAGCCUUAUUGUGGUGGCCUCCUGGGCUAUGCACGUGUCUGUACCUCCUGGUGGUGGUGCCUCGGCUGCGGGGCAGUCUGUGCCCCUAAAGGGAUCUGUGUGGGCUGAGCCCCAGGGCUGGGGUGCACAUGGCGGAGCUCGAGUGGAGCCAGCCUGCCCUGUGGACUGUCUCUUGUAACCAACCUUUGAUGGUUAUGGGGAUUUGCCCCCAUAGCUGUUCCCCAGUCUGAGAUACCUCAUUCCUCUGUCCCAUGUGGCCCUGGCUCUCUCCCAAGCUGAUGUACUGAUAUUUGAGAAAUGGACGUUACUGAAGACUUUGGGGCAGGAAAGCAGUUGUUCCAAACCUGAGGGCUGCUUUCCCUGUAGGGCUUCACAGAUUUUACUGCUGGGGGGAAUUCUGCACCACUGCAUGCAUGGAGAAACAUGUCCCACUGCAGACUUUUUGCUCUCCCCCAGAAAAAUGGUUUCUGUGGGGAAGCAAAAAGAAGUGGCACCAGCGCUCACUCACCCCUCCCCUGCAGUGCAGGUGGCCCAGAGGAAGAGGUAGGUCACUGUGGGGGGGCAAGGGAAGGAGGGAGGGUCUGGUGAUGCCUUAGUCACCCAGGGACAUGUGGGGGAGGGGAAGGAGGAGGAAGGACGGAGACAGAGUUCCUUCUCUGCCUUCCCUGGAUGGAGCAGCUGGGGCUGGGUCAGAUCAAGGGGUUACUGUACAGUGAGCUGCUCUCCCUGUCUGCCCAACCUCCAUCUGGAUCUCCCCCGUCAAACCUCACCCCCCCACAUACAUACAUGGAGUCCCCCCUGCAUCUGGAGCCAACAUACCCAGAGGCCCCUCCCCUCACCCAAACCCCCAUGCUCCUGAGCCUCACCUCUGGCAUCAGGUGCACCCCCACCCCACCAAACCCCACUCCCCCAGCAUGCCGAUGCCCCACUGAGUCCAACCCCAGACACUGGCCACCAGCUGAGCCCUAACCACCUUCACCUAAACUCUCCUGCAGAGUCCCAUUGACCUGGCACCCAAAUGAGCUCCUGUGCAUCCAGAUCCCCUCCCCCCAACCAAGCUGCCCACACCAAGAUUGCACCAUACCUAACCUUAGCACACAAUAGCAGAUUUAAAGGUGGCCGUCCUGCAGCAAAAAAACUUCAGGACCAGACGUCAAAGAGAAACUGCUGAGCUUCAGUUCAUUUGCAAAUUUGACACCGUCAGUUCAGGAUUAAACACAGACUGUGAAUGGCUCACCAACUACAAAAGCAGUUUCUCCUCCCUUGGGGUUCACACCUCAACUGCUAGAAGAGGGCGUCAUCCUCCCUAAUUGAACUAACCUCGUUAUCCCUAGCCUGAUUCUGGCUUGCGUAUUUAUACCUGCCUCUGGAAAUUUCCACUACAUGCAUCCGACGAAGUGGGUUUUCACCCAUGAAAGCUCAUGCUCCAAUACAUCUGUUAGUCUGUAAGGUGCCACAGGACUCUUUGCUGCUUUCACCGAUCCAGACUAACACGGCUACCCCUCUGAUACUUGAUACCUAAUCUUGGUCCUCAUGAGGGAAUUCUGCACCAAAAAUUAAAAAUUCUGUGCCUACAAAUUCUGCAAAAGUUGCACAUUUUAUUUGUGAAAAGAACGCAAUAUAAUCACACCAUUCUCAAUUAUUUGCUGACAAGUAUUUUGAAAUAAAUUACCAAAAUAAUUGAAAAUGGUGUGAUUAUGUUGUUUUCUUUUGAGAAAUAAAAUAUGCAGCAUUUUAAAAUAUUGUGUGCAGAAUUUUUAAUAUUUUUGGCACAGAAUUCCCUCUAGUAUUUUACAAACCUUUGGUCUCUUACUACAAAGGGGUGGCCCCUGGAAACUACAGGUCCUAGCAUUCAAUGCAAGCAGUCUAAGAUGCGGUGUUAUAUGCUGGGCCUGCAGGUUGCCUGCGGAUGGGCUAACUGCCUGGCUACAUCUGAAAUGGCUUCCCCCCGUGAAACUGUCCAGGGGCCAAAUGCUGGUUACUUGCUUUUGGCAACCACGUUUACAGCCUCUUUAGCCCUUCUUCAGUAAUGUCCGUUUCCAAACGAGCAUCACCAUGAGAGCCAGCCGGCUCCGGAGCAUGCGUCUUGUUCCUGGUCCUUGGACUGUCCUCCUGCCUUGGUACAUGUACGGCCUGGAAUCAGUCACUCUUAUUUUUAUCAGUGUCAAGAAUAAACAUGCUCAUCUGG